This is a messenger RNA of Papilio polytes (common Mormon), 1002 nucleotides long. RefSeq names its product nanos homolog 3-like (gene nos-M). Gene Ontology annotation, cellular component: perinuclear region of cytoplasm. Lineage: Eukaryota; Metazoa; Arthropoda; Insecta; Lepidoptera; Papilionidae. The coding region runs from base 81 to 683 and encodes 200 amino acids. The record is from RefSeq and is a predicted model, not a curated record. Gene Ontology annotation, biological process: negative regulation of translation; oogenesis. The transcript is spliced from 5 exons. Gene Ontology annotation, molecular function: zinc ion binding; mRNA binding.
UGUGAUGCCGUACGGAAGGUCAUCAUUUGAUACCAAUAUAAAGUACGGAGCGAUCGUGAAUUAGUUUUGCAUACAUAAAGAUGAACAACUUGAAUAAAUUAGAUACCGAAGUAGACGUCACUACUUUAGAUUUAAGUAGAAAUGAGGAAAUAGAAAUAAAUGAGGAAGCUGUAAAUCUUCAAAGCGUAGAUAACGAAAAACAAUUAAAAAGUACAGAUUAUGAACCUGAUGCAGUGACAGUUUUGAAGAUGGAUCCGGCGAUUAUAGAAGCACGCGUCGUCAACGACUAUAGCUACGGUGAUCCUUUUCCUGAACAGGAUGAAGAACAAGUUCCAGAAGCGAAUGCGAGCGACUGGGAGGAGAGGCUUGGCUUCGCGGAGUACUUAGCGGCGCUGCAGCAGAGCGCGCGGCUGAGCAUAACGCCGCAGCAGUGUGCGCUGCUCAUCCUUUACGCCAACCAUCUGAAGCGGCUGCCGCCCCGCAACUCACCCGGUGAAUGUGUAUUUUGUAAGAACAAUGGUGAAUCAAUAGCGUGGUAUAGAAGUCACACAAUCAAAGACAGAAGGGGGCGCGUGGUGUGUCCGAUACUGCGGUCGUUCUGUUGCCCCAUCUGCGGGGCGAGCGGCUCACGAGCACACACACCUAAGCAUUGCCCUGUCAAUAAAUACGGGUUCAGUUUCUAACUGAGAAUCACAGAAGCCUCGACUGAUCAAGUUGGGCGCCUACCCAUUGCCGGUACAAACUGUUCAAAGAACACAAUAUUUGUUAUAAGAAAGACGUAAAUGGACGGCACGUUGCUGUGCGUGUGUUUUUCUAUAAUGCGUGUUUUUUUAUAAUUUGGCUAGUGUUAUAUUAAAAAUGGGCAUCUUCUCCAAAGAAGACAAGAAAUAGCAUAUUAUCUUUUUUUUUUAGUUUUUGUUAUACUUUACAAAUGUUAAGCCACGCGUGUUAAACCUUAUGAAUAGAUUGUUGUUUUUUUAAUUAAAAUAAACGUUUUCCUUU